Messenger RNA from Saccostrea cuccullata (small rock oyster), 398 nucleotides. Its product is annotated as MICOS complex subunit Mic10-like. The record is from RefSeq and is a predicted model, not a curated record. Bases 46 to 297 code for a protein of 83 amino acids. Lineage: Eukaryota; Metazoa; Mollusca; Bivalvia; Ostreida; Ostreidae. The transcript has 4 exons. Gene Ontology annotation, cellular component: mitochondrial inner membrane; mitochondrion; MICOS complex.
AGAUUCGACCUCGGGCUAGGCUCGGUGGAUCAAAAUAUCAUCAAAAUGGCUAAGCGAUCGGAAGAUGAAUAUGGAGAAAAGGUCAACAGAGCUAUCGUUGACACCGGGGUAAAAAUGGCAACUGGUUUUUUGGUCGGUGGUGUAUUCUCAUUAGUUCUUUUCAAGAGAAGAACAUGGCCAAUCGCAUUUGGAGUAGGAACAGGCUUUGGAAUGGGAUACAGCAAUGCAGAAAAUGACUUCCAGAACAAAAAUGCUGCAUUAUUAAAAAGACUACAGAAGGUGCCUGCAAGCACGUGAUGAUUGCCAUUCAGUGACAUUUGAUUCAAGUAAUAUUGGUUGCUAUAUUGUAUGUACAUGUGUGACUGUGAUCAGAGAUGUGAAUAAAGUAAUUUCAGUCA